UGUGUACCACAGAUGGGCAGAGGGCUGAGGAGCCCGUGCCCGAGAUGAAUGUAGCCAAGAAAUGAAGCCGACGAGGGGUUCACAGGAUCAGGACCCUGCUCACACACCAGGGAGGCCUUCUGCAUCUUGUCCUGGGGCCCCUUUCCAACUUUUGGGGAUGCCUCCUGGCAGAGCUUAACAGGCCGAGGCAGCUGCCUGAGCAGCCUGUAGUUGCUCCAGCAGACCGGGUAGGGACAGCCACAUUCCAGGCUCCUGGCUGGCAGGGAAGCUGGGCAGGGAGUUCCUGCAGGGAGCGGCAGCCCAGGCUUGGGCAGGCAAGUGCUGAAGGGUGGUUCCUCCUUCCGUGGAAAGCCAGAGGCCGAGGAGAUGGAAGAACAGGUGUUCAAGGGGGACCCGGACACCCCCCACUCCAUCUCCUUCUCCGGCAGUGGAUUCCUCUCCUUCUACCAGGCCGGGGCUGUGGAUGCCCUGCGGGACCUGGCCCCCCGGAUGCUGGAAACGGCCCACCGCUUCGCAGGGACAUCUGCAGGUGCUGUGAUCGCUGCCCUGGCCAUCUGCGGGAUUGAAAUGGAUGAGUACCUCAGAGUCCUCAACGUGGGUGUGGCCGAGGUGAAGAAAUCCUUCCUGGGGCCCUUGUCCCCAUCCUGCAAGAUGGUGCAGAUGAUGAGGCAGUUUCUGUACCGGGUCCUGCCUGAGGACUCCUACAAGGUCACCACAGGGAAGCUCCAUGUGAGCCUCACCCGCUUCACAGACGGGGAGAGCGUGGUGGUUUCGGAGUUCACAUCCAAGGAGGAGCUCAUCGAGGCCCUGUACUGCAGCUGCUUCGUCCCCGUGUACUGCGGCCUCAUCCCCCCAACUUACCGCGGUGUGAGGUACAUCGAUGGGGGCUUCACCGGCAUGCAGCCCUGUGCCUUCUGGACCGAUUCCAUCACCAUCUCCACCUUCAGCGGGCAGCAGGACAUCUGUCCCCGGGACUGCCCCGCCAUCUUCCACGACUUCCGAAUGUUCAACUGCUCCUUCCAGUUCUCCCUGGAGAACAUCGCCAGGAUGACCCAUGCGUUGUUCCCCCCGGACCUGGUGAUCCUGCACGAUUACUACUAUCGAGGGUACGAGGAUGCAGUCUUGUACUUGAGGAGACUGAAUGCUGUUUAUCUUAAUUCUCCCUCCAAGAGAGUGAUUUUCCCCCGGGUGGAAGCGUACUGCCAGAUACAACUCGCCCUUGGCAAUGAGUGCCCUGAACACAGUCGACCAAGCCUUCAAGCACGGCGGGCCAGUCUGGAGGGAGCCACACAACCUCACACAGAGUGGGCUCCCAAAGCCGGAGGAAGGGGCAGCCAUGGUCCGCCUGCAUCCUCACCUGUGCAGACACCUGAAUCCACAUGUGAACCACCUGUUUCACCACCAGUAUCUCCACUUGAGCAGCCACCUGCACAGCCACUGGCCUCUUCAACUGGCACACCACGUGUAUCAUUCCCAGCUGUGCACAAGCCACCCAGCUCCACACCCGGCUCAUCACUGCCCGCCACACCACCUGGGCAGUCACCUGCGUCACCUCAGCAGCAGGUACAACCAUCUGGAUCACCACCCAGAUCCCCUCACUCUCAAGCAUCCACUUCACCCAGACCAUCGCUGGGGACCUCGGCUGUGGGGGCACCUCAAACACCACCCCAAGGUUUUCUUUCAGCCUCCCCUGCUCAGCCACCUGCGGAGAAACUAGGCCCAGGACAGCCCCAAGGUAUGGACCCUUCUGGCUUCUUACAGCUUUCUCAUGCCUGGAGCCCCUCGACAAGUGAGCAGGCCAUCAGGGCUGCUGUAGCUCCUCUUGACUCUUCAAAUCCAAAAAGCACCGUGCCUCUGGUUCACGCAAAGGAAACCAUCAGCAAGCCUUACGCAAUGGAGAGCCCUGCUGAAGACUCAAACUGGGUGAAUAAGGUCUUCAAGAAGAAUAAGCAAAAGACAAGUGGGACCAGAAAAGGCUUCCCAAGACAUCCUCGAUCCAAAAAGCCAAGCGGCAAAGUGCAUUCUGCUCCCUGCCCACUUGACGUCCCUCUGUUCUCCACUUCUGAGACAGUUUGGGUCACCUACAGACCUCAUCCUAGCCGGAUCCAGGAAUGCAGCCGCCCUGAGGAAGCUGUGAGCCGAGAGAGAGAACCCGAGACGGCACGGGAGAGAACCUGAGGACCCUGAGGCCGAGUCUGCUCCCCACGGCUGUCGGGCACAGUCCCCUGACCAGAGGACCAGAGGCUACACCUACUGCCAGUCCUGAUGGUGCCCAGGAUCUGUUUCCCUUCCAGGGUGAGCAUCUCAGCCUCCCUGUGAUCCUUCCGGCCCUUCCACUUCCCUUCUCUGGACAGACUGAUGGACGCCAGCACUGACCGGCGCUCACGGACCUUCCUCCCAACCUUGGCCUGAGCUCGCUUCUUUGAGAUGGGCCAGAUCGCUUCUAGUCUCCCCAGGAUCCUGUCCAAGGGCACAGCUCUUGGGGGCCCAGCAGGACUGAGCCCACGACACACUCCCUCGCUCCCGCAGUGGCAGGAGCCCAAGUUCUGUUUGGUUUUUAAUUCUCACAGUGUACUGAUGGCUUGACCUCAGCUUGUCACUGGAAUCGCUGGCUGAAGUUGGUCCGGCAGCCCAGGCAUCAAGGUCUUUAGAGCUCCUCCGGGAUUACAUGGUGCUGCAGUGCUGAGACAGGCAGCCCUAGAGUCCUGGGUGCCUGUAGAGGAAGAGGGAGGCCAAAUGUCCCUCCCCAGCAGCUAACACAAAUGAGGGUUGACCCUGUCUGCUGUUCACACCUCAGUGAAAAUGUUCCAUGGGGAAGACAACUUCAGCCUCAAUUUUUUCUAACCUGUCCAGAAAAUAAUUAGCCCCUUACUGCUCCCCAGAGGGCAGACCACCUCCAUUCCCAGCGGGGCCCAGCAAGGAAGCCCCAGCUGCCCACAGGCCUCAGGGGCAUUUGCUUACCAAAUGCUGAAAUGCAAAACCCAGACUGAAGGCGUGGAGGACAAUGCUAACCGGGUCUUAGGAGCCUGAGGAGGCCAUAUGCAAAUUUAAGCCUGGUGGGGUUGGGGAUUUAGGCGGUUAGGGUACAGAGGCUUCAAGGGAUCCUACUUAAUCGGGCCAUUUCAGGGAACAAAAUGUACCUUUGUGAGGCCUGAGAAGGGUCAAAGUCCCAGGGGUCUUGCAUCCUCUGACUACUCUGGUUGAUCUGUGGCCAGACCAGUCAAAGGAAGCAGCUGCAGGUAUGUGUUGAGGGGAGACUGACUGGAGAGGCCUGCCUAGCCAGAGGAGUGGCCUCCAUGUUUGCAGAAGCCUGAUGCCUGGGAACCAGAGAGAGCGGGUGUCCUUUCCUGCACAGCCCCGGAAUGCUAAUUCCCUGGGACCCAAGGAAAAUGUGAACUUCAUAAUAAUUAUUGUUUUAAUUCAAAGUCUGUAGUUAGAGGCCAGAGGCUCUCAAUGUCAGUUAUAUUAAAGUAUUAAUGCAUCCACUUGCA
Molecule: messenger RNA, 3491 nt
Organism: Saimiri boliviensis boliviensis (Bolivian squirrel monkey)
Lineage: Eukaryota; Metazoa; Chordata; Mammalia; Primates; Cebidae
Gene: PNPLA1
Product: patatin like domain 1, omega-hydroxyceramide transacylase
Biological process (GO): triglyceride catabolic process; lipid homeostasis
Cellular component (GO): cytoplasm; lipid droplet; membrane
Molecular function (GO): triacylglycerol lipase activity
Source: RefSeq, a predicted model, not a curated record